GGGAUGGGGGCCGGAGCCAACAUGGAGCUCUCAAUGGGAUGAGGGUGAAGCUGCCGUUGCCGGCUGCUCCUGUAGUCACGUUCCAUCAUGUUGGUGCACUUAUUUCGGGUCGGGAUUCGGGGUGGCCCUGUCCCAGGCAGGCUGCUACCACCCCUCUGCUUCCAGACAUUCUCGGCCAUCAGGUCCUCUCACGGCCGCCACGGCUCCUCCCUCCUCAGGGCUGUGGCCCAGCUGAGGUCCCAGCUCCGGGCCCACCUCCUUCAAGCGCCUCCAGCCCCCAGCCAAAGACCCUCUGCCUGGCGCUGGGUUGGGGGCAUCCUUCUGGGCCCUGUGGUGUGGAGUAAGUGCCCCCGCCUCGGCCUUGUGGCACUGUGUGAGGCGGAAGAGGCCCCUCCUGCCUGCUCCAGACCUCAUGUUGGGGAGUCCCGCUUUAACUGGAAGCUCUUCUGGCAGUUUCUGCGCCCGCACCUGCUGGUCCUGGGGGCAGCCAUCGUGCUGGCGCUGGGUGCGGCCCUGGUGAAUGUGCAGAUCCCCCUGCUUCUGGGCCAGCUGGUGGAGAUCGUGGCCAAGUACACGAGGGAUCACGUGGGGAGCUUCCUGACUGAGUCCCGGCAUCUCAGCACCUACCUGCUCAUCCUCUAUGGCGUUCAGGGGCUGUUGACCUUCGGGUACCUGGUGCUGCUGUCCCGCAUUGGCGAGCGCAUGGCCGUGGACAUGAGGAGGGCUCUCUUCAGCAACCUGCUCCGACAAGAUAUUGCUUUCUUUGAUGCUAAAAAGACAGGGCAGCUGGUGAGCCGGUUGACAACUGAUGUGCAGGAGUUUAAAUCAUCUUUCAAACUCGUCAUCUCCCAGGGCCUGCGAAGCUGCACCCAGGUGGCUGGCUGCCUGGUGUCCCUGUCCAUGCUGUCCCCCCGCCUCACGCUGCUGCUGAUGGUGGCCACACCCACCCUCAUGGGAGUCGGCACCCUGAUGGGCUCAGCUCUCCGAAAAUUGUCUCGCCAGUGUCAGGAGCAGGUUGCCAGGGCAACAGGCGUAGCGGAUGAGGCCCUGGGCAAUGUUCGGACUGUGCGGGCCUUUGCCAUGGAGCACCGAGAAGAGGAACGCUACGGAGCGGAGCUGGAGGAGUCCCGCUGUAAGGCGGAGGAGCUGGGCCGAGGCAUUGCCUUGUUCCAAGGGCUCUCCAACAUCGCCUUCAACUGCAUGGUCUUGGGCACCCUGUUUAUUGGGGGCUCCCUCGUGGCUGGACAGCAGCUGACAGGGGGAGACCUCAUGUCCUUCCUGGUGGCCUCCCAGACGGUGCAGAGGUCCAUGGCCAACCUCUCUGUCCUGUUUGGCCAGGUGGUGCGGGGGCUCAGCGCGGGGGCCCGGGUCUUUGAGUACAUGACUCUGAGCCCGUGCAUCCCACUGUCUGGGGGCUGCUGCGUCCCCCGAGAGCUUCUGCGCGGGGCCAUCACAUUCCACAAUGUCUGCUUCAGUUACCCCUGCCGCCCCGGCUUCCCGGUGCUGCGGGACUUCACCCUCACCCUGCCCCCUGGCAAGAUCGUGGCCCUCGUGGGCCAGUCCGGCGGAGGAAAGACCACCGUGGCUUCCCUGCUUGAGCGCUUCUACGACCCCACGGCCGGCGUAGUGACACUGGAUGGACGGGACCUGCGUACCCUUGAUCCCUCCUGGCUCCGGGGCCAGGUCAUCGGCUUCAUCAGCCAGGAGCCAGUCCUGUUUGGAACAACAAUCAUGGAGAACAUCCGCUUUGGGAAGCUGGGAGCCACAGAUGAAGAAGUUUAUGCUGCUGCCCGGGAAGCUAGCGCCCACGAAUUCAUCACCAGCUUUCCAGAGGGUUACAACACCCUCGUCGGUGAGCGGGGCGCAACCCUGUCUGGCGGCCAGAAGCAGCGCCUCGCCAUCGCCCGCGCCCUCAUCAAGCAGCCCACGGUGCUGAUCCUGGAUGAGGCGACCAGCGCACUAGACUCGGAGUCCGAGCGGGUGGUGCAGGAGGCCCUGGACCGCGCCAGCGCCGGCCGCACGGUGCUUGUCAUCGCCCACCGGCUCAGUACCGUGCGUGGGGCCCACCACAUCGUUGUCAUGGCCCAUGGUCGAGUCUGUGAGGUGGGGACCCAUGAAGAGCUUCUGAAGAAGGGCGGCCUGUAUGCAGAGCUAAUCCGGAGACAGGCCCUGGAUGCCCCAGCUCCUGAGGUGCCCAGAGGCCCCAGGAACCGCCACCCCAGGUCCUGAGAGC
Molecule: messenger RNA, 2233 nt
Organism: Odobenus rosmarus divergens (Pacific walrus)
Lineage: Eukaryota; Metazoa; Chordata; Mammalia; Carnivora; Odobenidae
Gene: ABCB8
Product: ATP-binding cassette, sub-family B (MDR/TAP), member 8
Exons: 16
Coding region: 88-2229 (713 amino acids)
Biological process (GO): transmembrane transport
Cellular component (GO): membrane
Molecular function (GO): ATP binding; ABC-type transporter activity; ATP hydrolysis activity
Source: RefSeq, a predicted model, not a curated record